GACUUUCAAACGGAACGAACACGCACCUACCACAGCUCUGCGGAAGUGACUCUUAGCAAGCAAUUUGGUUCCCGUUUUUCACAACCUAUUGCAAUACCGCGCCAAAAACGUGCAACGUGUCCGUGGUUGAAAAGUGGAAGCUGAAUCCUUUUCGAAAAUAGAACCCGAACCCAACAUCAGGAUUAUCGCGAGUUCGAGUAUGCUUUAUAGUGGCCGGUUGGCUAAACGCAAUCCUUGCUCAGUUCCGUUCGCUAUCGCACUGCUAGCGCUGUGCCUGUGCCUCUCGCCGGUCCAAUGUUUGCCGAAAGUGUUCCGGAGCAAUGAGAUCUGCGGCGUGUACAAUGGCCACCGGGUGUACUUCGAGCUGGGCGAUCGUGGCCAGCUGCAGGCGACCAAUGUGUCCGUGCCUUACAUCCCUCGGGCCGCACUCGUCAACCAAACGUUCGUCCCCAACGUCUGUACGCUCGAGCUGGUAACCUGUCCGUCGUGCAAUUUUAAAAUCUCAUUAAGCUACUCGAACUUCCCAGCCAAAUGUUCGGUGCAUAAUGAGCCACCGUGUCGGUGCGAUUAUCUCGAGUUCACCGAGCCACCGUUCGAUUCGACGGAAUACACCGGUCGGCGAAACUGUGGCCACGACGUGGUCUACCAAACGCAGACCCGCUCCGUGCUGAUCAAGUUCGUCUACUGGAGCAACCACAGCCAUGCCUUCACGCUGGAAUACGUUGCGGAACGAAAUCGGGAAACGAUACAAGCGAAUCCUGGACCGGCCCAAAACAUCACCAGCAUUAACAACUAUCUGCAUCAUCGGAUCAUCACCACACCGUACUUCCCGUCGUACUAUCCGCGCGACUUCGGCAAAGAGUACGUGCUCAGCUGCAAUGUCGAAGCGUGCCGGAUCAAUGUGAUCUUCAGCGACUUUCAGCUAGCCAAAACGUCCACGAUGGAGUUUUACGACUGGAAUGGGCAGCGGUUGGGUGCGGUAUCGGGAUCAAUCUUUCGUCCGCCCGUCUUCCAGAGCACCGGCCCGUCCAUGAUCAUACGGUUCUAUGCGAACGGUGGCUCUGCGCUGGGAUACAGGGCGCUGGUGUCCUUUCUGCACGCUACCAGCGCCUCAGAUGUGGCCCUACACCCGAACACGAACUGCGGCGGAGUGGUGGAAAACAUUGGCGGCGCUAUUACGAUGAUGAAGAUGCUGAACAAUGCUAAUGAGAGCCGGAUCUAUGAUUGUGUUUGGUUGAUCAAGCCACCGAACACGUACGCCCACCUGAAGACGCAUCUUUCGCUGAAGGUGGACACGUUCGAGAAGCUCGGUCCACAUUCGAUGCUGACCAUCAUACAGGGUACAACGUCGGACGGGACGGUGCUCAGUGUGACGAAGGCGGACAGCGCACUGGUGCGGAAGGAUCUCGUCGUGCCGCUCACGUCCGGGUUCUAUGUGCAUCUUAGAGCCUCCUUUGGACAUUUGUCCCGAUUGGCAUUGGUCUAUUCGGGGUUCAGCUAUUUGGAUUGCUACAUGGGAACCGAAUUUCUGUGCCAGAACCGAAAGUGCAUCCCGAUACAGCUGCACUGCGACGGGUUCGACCACUGCGGCGACAACAGUGACGAGCCGGAGAGCUGCGUCCAGGAGUGGUCCAGUGGUCCGAUGGAUCGUCGCUGGUACGCCCACACGCCCAACUACUACUUCCCGAAGAUGGAUCGCUAUCCGGAUCUGCGUACCGCCACGAUCAUCUUCAUCGCGAGCAGUCUCGGGCUGAUCAUGCUCAUCUCGGCCCUCAUCGUGCUGCUGUAUCGUACGGGCAAUCGGGCCCGCCAGCAGCGGGAACUCCAGAGCCAGCUGCAAACGAUCAGCGAGCUGUUAGUGAGCGUUAUUCAUGUAGACAGCAACAACACGCACGGCGCGGAAGAGCUGGACGACCCGCCGGUCUACGAAGCGCCGCCCGACUACGACGAGAUCAUCAAGGUCGGCAUGGACGAGGAGAUGAAGCGGAAGCGCCGGCGACGUUCCUCAUCGUCCGCCUCGGGGCGUCGCAGCCGGAUGCGACGAUCGCGCCGCCAGAGCAACACGUCCGAGGUACACAAUCCCAUCCUGGAGGUACAGCUGCCCCCGGAAUCGGACAGUCUACCUUCCUCGAGUGGCUAUUCCAUGGGCAUGGUCGUUGCUGGCGGACGAGAUCAAGGACCGACAUCACCACAGCCGGACAAUGACGCUUACGAUCGCUACUCCGAUGCGGACCUGGAUGGAGAGGAUUACGAUCUGCGGCUAGCGAACUGGAGCACCCUGGACGAGGGCGGUGACUUCUUGAUCAGCUCGCGCAUACUGGAAACUCCAGCGUCGACUGUGGGCCCGAUCCAGAGCGUUGUCAGCCAAUCCACGUCCAGCCCGCCACCAACGUACGACCAGAGCAAUGCCCGGUUUUUCGCGCUCCAUAGUGGGGCCGCGCCAGCGGCCAGCAGCUGCGCUACGAACGGCGGCAGCGUAUCGGGCAGCCAUCCGGAAGACGCUGUUCCGGUCGCGAUCGGAAUAAACUAUUUGUCUGCUAAUACGGGCUCCUCCAGUGCAGACUCAUUGACCCAUUCGCUUCCUUCCAGUACCAGCUCCACUGUCCCGAUGGCAAUGCCCUUUACACUCAAUUGUGAUCAAGCAAAUAAUGAUCGAAGUAGUAUCAGUGUUACUACUACCACUGCUACUGCUACUACUACUACUACGUCUGCUAGUAAUAGUAUGUCACCGAGCAGUAAUAUCGAGCCUUGUAAUCGUCCCAUCCUACCAACUCCCAUCUGGAAUGGUUCCGCGCAACCCGAUCGUCCCUGGCAAAUGUUUGGGGGCAGUUUAGACGAGCCUAGGUUGGUACAGGCCAAUCCUGCGCCCUCCGCAUCUGCAGUGCAGAACAGUUUCAACUCACUGGACUUCAAUCAGAUGCAGGAAAUCGACGCGUACCUGUUUGGGUACGGAAAUGACGCCUCCAGCGGCCAUGGAAUAUCCACCGGAAGCAGUCAGGAAACGAUCGACUCCAACAGAACCACCCAAUCACAGCUGACCACAUCUGCUUCCUUCGUGCAAAGCUCCUGUCUUUGCGAUUCCAGCAGUCCUCCGUCGAGUCAACCACCAAGUAUUACCACCAAUCACUCUGCUCCCAUCUCGUCCAGCUACGACAUGAUCCGCCACUACUGUCCAGUCUGUCGCGAUCAGCAUCAGCAGCACACAGCGGAUGGCGUUCAACUCUCCACUGCUGGAGGUCCUCCUGCUCCACCACCGAGCUCCGUGUACUGCGCAAACUGUAACGGGCGUAUCGUCACCGUCGACUACCUGCAGACGCUAUCGACCAAUCACCACGGUACGGAGGCUCUUGAUCCAGCGGGCGCAUCAGCCACCAAUUUCGGCAAGUUGUGCAGCUGUGUCGCGAAAUUCCCCUCGCAGGGUAACAUCACGCGCACUACGUCCUCGGUGGGGAUGCUGCUGACGACGCGCACCUUCUCGGUGGACCAGCUGGACGAUGGGGCGUUUGCCGGCGGAAGCUUCGGCAAUGAUCGACGCAGUGCGCGCAGCUCGUGCAGUGCCGUGUCCCGGUUCGAUGCGUACUUCAACGCAAACUUCGGAACGACCAACAACGAUCGGCGGCAUGAGGUUUAGGGGGCGCUCCGGUCUCAUUCCUUCUCUUUCCCUUUGCCAUUCCUCGUAUUAAAUAUUCUAAAAAUGGGAAAAAAUAAAAUAAAUGCUACACU
Molecule: messenger RNA, 3723 nt
Organism: Anopheles merus
Lineage: Eukaryota; Metazoa; Arthropoda; Insecta; Diptera; Culicidae
Gene: Culd
Exons: 8
Coding region: 200-3631 (1143 amino acids)
Molecular function (GO): protein binding
Source: RefSeq, a predicted model, not a curated record